Juglans regia (Persian walnut) is the source of this 3384-nucleotide messenger RNA. RefSeq lists its product as uncharacterized. The coding region runs from base 209 to 3043 and encodes 944 amino acids. The record is from RefSeq and is a predicted model, not a curated record. The transcript has 10 exons. Lineage: Eukaryota; Viridiplantae; Streptophyta; Magnoliopsida; Fagales; Juglandaceae.
CAUGAAGAUUGAAGAGAGAGCUUUGUCCUUCCAAAAGGGAUAGUUCUUUGAGCAAUAUGGUACAGCCUUUUUCUGCUAUGGUCCAUAUGGGGCACCACAAACUUGGGAUACAAACCAGCCAAACUUUUCCCUGAUAAAAUCUACAUUUCUUUAUUCUACCGAAGUGUUUCUGUUAUGUCUGGCCCUCUCCGGGUUCUCCAGCGCCAGCAUGUCCUUGUUCUAUUCCAUAUUUUUCACGGUGGUCCUUCUGCCAGGGAGAUGGUUUCUGUUGCUUGCUCAUGAUUCAUGGUGCCCACAUCAUUUUGUUCAGCAAACCAAUCGACAAUUCCAGCAGAAAACGGAUAGGUUCUGGGAGUAUAACGAGCAGACCAACAGUUGGGUUGAAGUAGAAUUACCGUAUGAUCUAAUCUCUUGUCUAAAUGAUAACUGUACGAAAGUGGGCUCCCUUAGUCGAACAACAAAGAAAAGUGAGGAUCACAUGCAAAGAGAAUAUGAUCCUGUAGAAAGAGAGAGUUUGAAAAAGAAGGAUGGCCAGGGAGGAGUGGAGGACAGUCCUGAUACGGUUCUGCCUCUGAGAAAGAGAAUUUCAUUGACUAAAAUGUCUGAUGAAUCGAUUUGGGUCACUGGUGAAAGUGGCUCCAUCUAUGAGAGGUUUUGGAAUGGAGUGCAGUGGGUGAUUGCUCCCCAUGAUUUACCAGUAUUCGCAGGUCAUGCAAUCUCUGUUUUUAUUGUCAAUCAGACAAUUCUUGCACUAUCAGAAGCAGGAAUUCUGUAUCAGUUGCAGCUCAGCGAGAGUUCACAGCCAGUUUGGUUAGAGCUUAUACCAAGACCGAAUCAAAAAACAGGUACAGAAGAGGAGCAAAGUUCUGCCAUGUUAAUAAAGUCUGGUGCUGUGUCACAUGAUGGAGUUAGAGUUUAUUUCUGCACAAGGAAGGGGGCAUUGAUAGAACUAAGUGAGGUUGAGCCUCCAAGAUGGGUUUAUCAUGGCAGACCACCUGGUGCAAAUGUUGCAGCAAUAGCUGAUGCUUCUGCUAUCAGAAUAGAAGUAGUUUAUACCAUAAGUUCUAUAGGAGAUCUUUAUGAAUAUGAUAGAAGCUCAAAACCGUCAUGGAAGAAGCAUAUAUGGAGAGAAGGAACAGGACAAGAUGCUUCUCUGAUUCCAUCAAUGGGGUGCACUUUACAUGGCCUGACUGGAGAUCACUCUAUAUCUCUCUUUCUUUUAACCAAGGGUGGUAGAUUGAUAGAGAGACGACUACACCAAAGGAAGUGGAAAUGGGUAGUCCAUGGAAGUCCAAAAGAUGAGCAUCUGACAGCUAUCACACCAGUUCUGCAAGAAGAGCUAAAUGAAAAAUUAUUCUCAUUGUUUCUCGCCACAUCUACUGGAUUCAUUUAUGAAUAUCGAAUACCAAAACAGUCAGGUAUUGCUCAAGAGAACCAAAUUCCAGAUGCAUGGGUGAGUCAUAUGCAUCCCCCAUACGCAAAAGCCGCAAGAGGUAUUGCUGGACUACAAUUUCAUGUUGGCAGGAUGGUAUUUCCACUAGAUGAUGGAAGACUUGCAGAACUGCAUCUACCAGGCUUAGGUGGUGAAAGUACAGGGCCAAAUCAACAAGUUAAUGUCCGAAGAAAAGCAUCAACCAAAUAUAUAUGGUCAUUAAUAGACGCCCCAGAGAGUGAAGGAUGGAAUUCUGAGUAUUGCACAGAAGAACGUGGACCCACAAAUUGCAUCCUUGGUUCAAAAGACGAGCUCAAUGGUAUAGGAACAUUGCGAUCAAUGACAAGAAGGCGGAAGGGAAGCCAAGAACAAGCUUAUAUACCGCCAGGUGCCUCAGGUGGUGGCCGAAUGAUAUCUACUGAAGAAUCUAGUUCCCAAGAUAAUUGGAUCACCACAAACUUUCGUCUAAGACUGAUGCAUGGAGGUAGAUCAUUUUUCCUAAUAGCAGAUGCUGGUUUGACCUUUGAGUAUCUAUAUACUGAAAAUGUAUGGCUUUGGCUGAGACAUGACCACACAACUGCUAUCAAAGGUGCACUAGGAAACUACAAUGGAAGUUUAUAUGUUGUUGACACAUACGGAAGUUUGCUUAUUAGGGAAAGAAGCAGCAAUGAGCUGACAUGGAUAAAUUGCACUGCAUUGACGAAAGGAAGGCAAGUUACUGCAGGCCCUCCAUGGGAUGGAAUGCCAGGUAAAGCUAUGAGAGUUACAACAGAAGAUGCACUCUUCUUUGUGAGCAAAACUGGAAGAUUACUACAGUUCACAGUUGCCCUGAGGAAGUUUAAAUGGAAAGACUGCCGAAACCCUCCAAACAGUAAAAUUGCAACUAUAGUAGAUCAGGAAAUGUUCAGGGAAAAUGUGGUGUUCGUAUUAGGAAGGAAUGGUCGGCUGUAUCAGUACAACAAAGUGACUGAAUUGUGGCAUGAGCAUUACCAGUCUCAGCAUUUGGUUCUAUCAAAAUUGCCUGGAACUGCUAUGAGGCCAUCUUUACCUUCACUUACAGGCUCAAUUUUCAUGCUUUCAGAAGAUGGUGGACUAGUUGAAUAUCACUGGAACACAUUGGAUGGGUGGAAUUGGGUGGAACAUGGAACUCCAUAUAAGGGAGUGACCUUGGUUGGCUCACCAGGCCCAUGCUUUGAUGGUAAUAAACUGUUUUCGAUUGGCUCAGAUGGAAAAGUAUAUCUGAGAUAUAUGGAUGAAAUGACAUGGAAAUGGAAGAGUUGUGGGUUUCCGUACAUGGGAAAUACAAUUGUUGAAAAUCAAAGACAAGACAAAGAAAGGGAGACGAAAGAAGAAAUUUGUGUUGACAAAGAUUUUGCAGCUAGCUUGCAGAUGAAUUCAGAACCCUUACAUGAUCUUAGUGAAAACUGUGACCCCAAGGUGGCCUCAACACGACCAAUACCAUUUUCUGAAGAUUCCGUCAUCUUUGAACUACGAGAUGGCAGACUUGCAGAAUUGCAACGAACAGAAAGCACAGAUUGGUUUUGGUCUCGGACAAUUGGCACUCCAACAAGCGCCUGCAUAGCAAAUUACUGGACUGCUUUGGCAUCAUAAAGCAGAACCCACUCUUUUUUUUUGUUAAUGAAGCACAUAAAGGUACAAACAAUAGAUUUUUAGUGUCAUUCAGUUAACAUAGAAGAGAAGUUGCAAACAAGCAGUAUACCUUUCUCUUAACUUUGACAAAGGAGGAGGUGUGGAUUGAGGAAACUUAUAGUCACUUGCUCUACUAUGUAAAAAAGUAAAGAAAUACAAGGAUGUAUGCCACUCAUGAAUAAAUUGACAAGUAGAAAAUGCACUUGUUAAAUAAAUAAAUAAAGGCAUUUUCAUUGUACUUAUCGUGAAAAAAUACCGAGUGAAAAGGGCCCCAAAUUCAAAACUCUGCAUGUCCUUUAUGU